AUGGCCCCCGUCACUGCCUCCGCCACGCGGCCGGUUGCGGCCAAGCCUGCUGUGCGCUCCGCCACGCGCCGCACGAUGUUCGCCCUCGGCGGCGCCGCCGCGCUCAUGCUGGCCACGCGCCCGGUGGCCCGCGCCGACGUGUUCGAGAACACCACCAACAACGCGAAGCCAGGCGUGUCGUGCGUGGGAUGCACCCCGCAGCAGAGGAAGAAGCUCUCGAUGCAGCGCAAGGAGGCGCUGAGGGAGAAGUACUCCGGCAGGCAGUUCGUCGGGAAGGAGGAGGACGCCCUCGUGCCGCCCACGGAGUGA
Pedinophyceae sp. YPF-701 is the source of this 309-nucleotide messenger RNA. Lineage: Eukaryota; Viridiplantae; Chlorophyta; Pedinophyceae. The record is from the annotation of a GenBank genome assembly.